This is a messenger RNA of Phyllotreta striolata, 2347 nucleotides long. NCBI's taxonomy places the organism in Eukaryota, Metazoa, Arthropoda, Insecta, Coleoptera, Chrysomelidae. The record is from the annotation of a GenBank genome assembly.
CUGGUUGGGAUUGGGCUCCUCCUCGUCCCAGUUGUGGUUGAUAUUUCGGUUGUCGGAGAUGCGGAAGGGCCUGUGCACCACCGAAGGGCGGAUGCGGUACAACCAGGUCCUUUUGUUCUCCGAUCGGGGCGCGGUGAACGCGGAGCCCGAGAGCUGCUCGGCGUAGAGGCCGUAGGCGCAUCGCUGGGGGCUGUUCUGGCCAACGGGGAGAGCGCCGGGCCGGCGGGGGUCCUCCGACGAGAAUUCCGAACCGAAGCCGCUUAAAUACUUGAAAAUUUGAAGAUUCAAUGGGGUUGAAAGUGGGUGAUUUGCGUGGAGUUACUUACCCGGAGACCUGACAUGGUCGGUGUUAAAAAUAAUAAUAUUUUCGAAUUGUUUCCACAUAUUGUGUUGAUUUACGUAAGAUGCAUUCUUAUCAGCGUGUUGGUAUUAAGAAACUUUGUGAAAGAUAAUAGAAAAAGCUGUUAUAAAAUUAACUCGUGAAAACAACAACAACGCAGGGCCGUUUUCGGGAGUUUGAAAUUUCGAUUUUGUUUUCAAUAAGGCUAGUACACCCCUGGAAAUGAGUUGCUUAGCAACCGCUGUUUGUAUUCACUUAACGAAGAUUUAUACACCAAAAAUGUCGUAUAGAGAUAUUCGCAAUUUGAUAGAAACGCUGCGGGUGCUGGGCUACCCGAAUCUGGUGUCGAUGGAGAGCUUCAGGUCGCCCAAUUUCCCUUUGACCGCCGAUUUGCUGGUGUGGCUGUCGAAGAGAUUCGACCCGGAUUUCGACGCGCCCGCCGACAUUUCCACGGAAGACGAGCGCGUGAAAUUGGUGCGAAACGUGGCGGAAUUCAUGGCGGUCAAAGUUAACGUCAGAUUGAACACGAAGAGACUGUACCAAGCCGACGGGUACUCGGUGAAAGAGCUGCUGAAGAUCACGAAGAUCCUCCACGAAGCUCUGUUGAGCAACCUCGAGCAGGACAACGACGACGAGUUCCUCGAGAAUAACGUGGAUUUGAGGGAUUUCGAUGUCGCUGAUAAGUUAAACGAAUUGAAAUUCUCGAGGCAAUUAGCUAACGAAAUAACGACCACCGGUUCGCACUUGUACGAUUUGCUCGGAAAAGAGGCGGACUUAAAGAUCGCCCGUCAACGAAGCAUAGCCAGGCAAUUCGAGUUGUCCGAAGUGGAAUCGGGCAUAAAAGAAGCCAUAAAAUCCAUCAAUCGAGAUAUAUCGGAAACGAAGCAACUCAUCGAUAACGUAGCGGCCACCGAGGCCACUCUGGACUCCAAAAUCGAGAAGAGAAACGUCGAAAUAAGUCGCUACGAGAAGCGAUUGCAAGCGCUCAAAAAAGUCAGGCCGGCGUUUUUGGAGGAAUUCACGGCGCUGGAAAAGGAACUGGAAGAGCUCUUCGUGCAGUACUCGCUGCGGCUGAGGUGCCUGCAUUCGUUGGAGAAGCAAUUCGCCGAAUCUGAGUCCACGCAAAUGGAGAAACAAAUCGAGCUGGGCUUGCCCCAAAUACCGACCAUACCGUUGGAGAAAAUCGACGAGACCGAUUUGUUUUUGGAGAAAAACGAGACCGGCGUGGACAGAAGCGGGGCGACUAACAGACACGAGAGACAGAAAGCCGCUACCGCAAGUCGAAGUAAGUUGGAGGAUACGGGCAAGGCGCCUGGUACUCUGCAGCCGCCGAUGUUCGGCAGCCAGUCGUCUCUGGAUCUCAGCUCGGACUCGGACGAUUUGUUCUUGGAUAAGGACGAGCCGGAGCUGAUGCAUUCGGACGAAUCUAUGACAUUGGAGUUGUCUUCGGUCGAUCGUAGGGCUCCUUCGGGGAGGCUGCAGAGCAGCAAAGUACAAGACAGCGACGAUGAUUUUUGAGAUGGGUUCGGCUGAGGAUUGAAUCGAAUAGAAUUAGAAUGGUAGUAAUGUAUUAAGUUUCCAUAAACGGUACAAAAAUAAAGGCAAUUAAAUAAAGUAUAGGAACAAUUCUAUUUGGACGUUAUCUCCUAGAACUUACAUUUGGAUUACUGCGUGCUGUAAUAGGUAGCUAGCAUUAACUUUUUUCGAAAUACAAAGACUUGAGAGGUAAAGAUUCGACUUCUCUUAUUGUGUUCAAUGAAAUAUCAACGAGUUUCUUGUGGACUUCUUCUAUUGAACCUGCUGCGUUAAUUUUCACCCAAUUAUCCUUAUCGCUGCAUAACGAGUUGUACAUGUUUGCCACGUUGUUUUGGAAGGACAUGUUUUCGUAUCUUUCAUUUCCGAAGCCCGGUCUAGUUAGCAUUUCUUCCAGGCUUAUUGUUAACAGAAACACGAGAUCCGGUUUCGGGAGACCGUUUUCCGGUUGUUUACACCAAUCCAAGUUCAUUA